GUUUUUUGGGGGUUUUCUCCGCUUAGGUGUAUAGAAUUCAAUUCAAAGAUCAUCACUGUUUCCUUCUUUCUCGAUAUCUCUAAAGGGAAACCGACAAUGCAAAGAAUUUGCAGAGAGUGCAACUAGUUAGUUCCAUUUCGCAUCCUUGGUUAAUUUUCGGUCAAAACCUCUUUUGGUGUGAACUCCACAUGCCAAAAUCAUCACAGAGGCGGCAACCGGAUAAUUAUUUAUUUAUUGAAGGAAUCAAGUGGAUCGAUCUUAGUUUGGGGAAAGAGUAUAAGCAACCCCACACAAACCAGCUUUAAGGUUACAUGUGCUUGCUAACGGUGGCGCACCAAGGAGGUUCGGGUUCCGGUUCAGGUUCGGGCAAGUUCGUGAGGUUCACGAGCGGCGAUGAGGAAGUGGAAGACCCUUUUGGACAAGAAGGUGGAAGCUCAGGUCCAUCAAUGGGAGGGACAGGGAGUAUGGUUUCGGUUCCGAGCCAAGUGGUGUCAGGCUCAGGCUCAGGCUCAGGCUCAGGCUCAGGGCAGAUUAACACCGAGUGGGUCCCCGGAAGUGGUUAUCCUAUGAUGUCAGGUUUUAUGCAUGUCUCUUCUCCUCGUUUGUCUUCUUCUUCUUCUUCUGCCCCUCUUUUGGGGGUUGGACACAAAAGAGCGCGUGAAGAUCACACUGUUUCUUCUCAGCAAUUAAUUCCACUCUAUGGAACCGCCACUCCUCACUUCUCACUACCUUCAUCAUCAGUGACAGAAGAAGCUACAACUGUUGCCACUACAACGCAAGGGAGUGAAACGGCGUCGUAUGAAGAGAGCGGUGAGAGGAGGAGGAGAUACAGAGGGGUGAGGCAGAGACCGUGGGGGAAAUGGGCCGCGGAAAUUCGCGAUCCUCACAAAGCAGCGAGAGUGUGGCUUGGAACGUUCGACACUGCAGAAGCUGCAGCAAGAGCUUACGAUGAAGCUGCAUUGAGGUUCAGAGGUAACAGAGCCAAACUCAACUUCCCUGAAAACGUUGCUGCAGUUCGACCCGAUUUUCCGCCCAGUACGAUCGCCGUUUCUGCUUCCCCGGCGACCCAUUUUUCGCCGGCGGUGAUGCAGGGCUCGCAGUUUCAGGGAUCAUCCGAUUUUAUGAGAGAUUACUGGGAAUACUCUCAGCUUCUGAGAGGCACAGGGGACUUCCAUGGACUCGAGCAGUGGUUCUAUGAUUCGCAAAUGGCGCAGAUUCAGUCUUCCUCUUCGUUGUUAUCGCCGUCGCUCUUUUUGUCGUCGUCUUCGUCCCAAACUGCAUUUUCACCCUCCUCUGCUUCGUUUCCUCUGUUUUCUAGUCAGCAAAUGGGGUUUUUCCGGCCGCCGGGAGACUCCUCUCACGGCGGUGGAGACGGUAGUGGCGGGUCGGAGUUUCCACCUUCGACGUGGUCAGAUACCAGUGGCUAUCCUCCUCCCCCUGGUUGACAUGGAAUACACAAACACAACAUCCUUGUUUUACUUUUAUUUUUGUUUUCUUCUAUUUUUUCUUUCUUUCGUCAAAGAAAAAAAAAGGUCUUUUUCUUUUCUAAAAAAUGAUUUGGAGUUUACUGAAUUCUUAUGUCGUUUUGGGUUAAAUAUUAUUUCUUGGUGUUGUGGUGAAUAAAUUGAUGAAAGAUAGGAGAGACAAUAAAAGGUUGAGGGAUGAUAAAGGUUAGAGGUGGAUAAAAAGUUAGGGGUACAAAGCAGCAUUUGAGUUUGAAGCUUAGUUUAGAGAUAAAGACAAAGCAGCACUUAGUUUUCAACUUCGAGUUUAUUCUAAAUUCUCAAUGGAUUUGAUGUUAACUUUUUCU
This is a messenger RNA of Abrus precatorius (Indian licorice), 1810 nucleotides long. Its product is annotated as ethylene-responsive transcription factor ABR1-like. Gene Ontology annotation, biological process: ethylene-activated signaling pathway; regulation of DNA-templated transcription. The coding region runs from base 312 to 1445 and encodes 377 amino acids. The transcript has 3 exons. The record is from RefSeq and is a predicted model, not a curated record. NCBI's taxonomy places the organism in Eukaryota, Viridiplantae, Streptophyta, Magnoliopsida, Fabales, Fabaceae. Gene Ontology annotation, molecular function: DNA binding; DNA-binding transcription factor activity.